UUUAAGUUUAACUCUCUUAAACUCCGACCUAACUCACUUAAACUUUUUAUCUUAAAAAAUAUUUUUCCCAUAAAAGUUAAGCUUUUUUUAAAAAAUCAAAAGAAAAGCAUGGCGGCUGCCGUCUGAGGUCAAGUUGAACUUAAAUUAUUAAGUUGAAGUCUAUAAACUUUUGAAUUCCGAUAACACCACACACUUUUCUUCUACUUCUUCUUCUUCCUCUUCAGCCACAAAAACCUAAAACCCUCGCCGGAGAAAAUUUUUAGAGACAAAAAAAUGGACCCCAAGGAGAAACAAGCGAUGUACCGCGAUAUCGGUUUACAAGUUGUAAUGAUUCUUGCACUAGUCUUAAUCUUCCUCAGCAUGCACGGAAUUCCACAAAAAAUUCUCGCAAAACUCCGAAUCCGAAACCGAACCGGAAUCAAAGCAAAGCGUCACUUCGUUCGUGGCGCUCAGCUUCUCACACAAGCUAGAUCUUCCAAAAACAAAUCCAGAUCCGCAAUCAACAACCUCGCAAACGAAGCAUUAACCGAAGCAGAAAAAGCGAUCGAACUCGAUCCUAAAGACGCUGCUUCUUAUCUUCUCAAAGCUAUGAUUCUCGAUCUUCAAGGUUUUCGAACUUCCGCUCUUGAAUCGCUCGAUGCAGCUUUAUCUCCUCUCACUGCUAGUUCUCUUGCAAAAGAUGAACGUGGUGAUGCGUUGUAUAAGAGAGCUGAGUUGAAACUCGCAACGAGUGAACGCGGACGAGUUGACUCGGCUUUAGCUGAUUUGACUGAGUCGGUUAUUUUGAGUCCUAAGAACGCGAAAGCUUGGUGUGCGUUGGGAGAGUGUUAUGAAGGAAAGAAGAUGGAUGAAGAAGCAAAGAAAGCUUACAAGGAAGCUCAUGAGUUGGCGCCAGAAUUUUCUGUGCCGGUUGAAGCACUUAACAGCAAUGUAACAAAAGAUAAAGAGCAGUCUUAAACUUCCACUGGGGAAGAAUGUCUGUUGGAGAGGUGUUUCAUUAGUUGUGGCACCACAUAUCUUUUCAGUGUUUAUGGAAGGAGCAAAUGAGGUGGUGCUCAGUGAAGGCUCAAGCAGUAGAUCAGUAACAUCAAAGCUGUUCUGAAAUGAAAAAUAAAUAAAUUUAUGUACCCUAUUAUUGGUUUCUACUCUGUGCUAAUCAAUGUAUACAUCACUAUAAGACAUGUGAAAUCGAGUACUUUCUUUAUUGAAUGAAAAUUUUCCCUUUGAAUUA
This is a messenger RNA of Trifolium pratense (red clover), 1231 nucleotides long. RefSeq lists its product as uncharacterized. The record is from RefSeq and is a predicted model, not a curated record. The transcript has 2 exons. Gene Ontology annotation, molecular function: protein binding. Lineage: Eukaryota; Viridiplantae; Streptophyta; Magnoliopsida; Fabales; Fabaceae. The coding region runs from base 274 to 957 and encodes 227 amino acids.